Molecule: messenger RNA, 3109 nt
Organism: Equus caballus (horse)
Lineage: Eukaryota; Metazoa; Chordata; Mammalia; Perissodactyla; Equidae
Gene: FLCN
Product: folliculin
Biological process (GO): positive regulation of TORC1 signaling; negative regulation of transcription by RNA polymerase II; positive regulation of transforming growth factor beta receptor signaling pathway
Cellular component (GO): cytosol
Molecular function (GO): GTPase activator activity
Source: RefSeq, a predicted model, not a curated record
CGGCUGCCGGGGCCGCGUCGCCGGCGCGUCCUCCUCCCGCGUCGCCGCGAGCCCGUGCCGUCGGCCCGCCGCGCCGGCCUCUGCCUCCGCCGGGUGUGGGGGAGCGCGCUGUGGCGCUGCUCGGCCCAGGCCGGCCUUGCGAGGGCCCUAGGAGGGAGAGCCGGUGCGCCCAGAAAACGUCAGGUCCUAGAGCUGAAGCAUCACGGCUGUUGCGCCGCCUCCCUCGUUUGGAGGUGGCCCUCCCUGCUCUGGUCUAGGUGGGACAGUGGACCUGUGCUGCUGCUGAGUGUAAAGGCCUUGUGCCGUCCCCAAAGCACCAUGAAUGCCAUCGUCGCUCUCUGUCACUUCUGCGAGCUCCACGGCCCCCGCACUCUGUUUUGCACAGAAGUCCUGCAUGCCCCACUUCCACAAGGCGCUGGGACUGGGGACAGCCCCGGCCAGGGCGAGCAGGCUGAGGAGGAGGAAGGCGGCAUUCAGAUGAGCAGUCGGAUCCGUGCCCACAGCCCCGCAGAAGGGGCCAGCACUGAGUCCAGCAGCCCGGGACCCAAAAAGUCAGACAUGUGCGAGGGCUGCCGGUCACUUGCUGCAGGGCAUCCUGGGUAUAUCAGCCACGAUAAGGAGACCUCGAUUAAAUAUGUCAGUCACCAGCACCCCAACCACCCCCAGCUCUUCAGCAUUGUCCGCCAGGCCUGUGUGCGGAGCCUGAGCUGUGAGGUCUGCCCUGGCCGCGAAGGCCCCAUCUUCUUUGGGGAUGAGCAGCAUGGGUUCGUGUUCAGCCACACUUUCUUCAUCAAAGACAGCUUGGCCAGGGGCUUCCAGCGCUGGUACAGCAUCAUCGCCAUCAUGAUGGACCGCAUCUACCUUAUCAACUCCUGGCCCUUCCUGCUUGGGAAGAUCCGAGGAAUCAUCGAUGAACUCCAGGGCAAGGCACUCAAGGUGUUUGAAGCGGAGCAGUUUGGGUGCCCACAGCGUGCCCAGAGGAUGAACACGGCUUUUACGCCAUUCCUGCACCAAAGGAAUGGUAACGCCGCCCGUUCACUGACGUCCUUGACAAGCGAUGACAACUUGUGGGCAUGCCUUCACACCUCCUUUGCUUGGCUCCUGAAGGCGUGCGGCAGCCGGCUGACUGAGAAGCUCCUGGAGGGCGCGCCCACCGAGGACACCUUGGUCCAGAUGGAGAAGCUUGCGGACUUAGAAGAGGAAUCAGAAAGUUGGGACAACUCUGAGGCUGAAGAGGAAAAAACCCCUGUCUUGCCGGAGGGUGCAGAAGGGCGGGAGCUGACCAAGCGCCCAACGGAUUCUUCCCUGCUUUCAGACUGCGGAAACUGGCAACCGCGAAAGCUGUCUGUCUUUAGGUCCCUUCGGCACAUGAGGCAGGUCCUGGGUGCCCCAUCUUUUCGCAUGUUGGCCUGGCACGUUCUCAUGGGGAACCAGGUGAUCUGGAAAAGUCGAGAUGCAGACCUUGUCCAGUCAGCGUUUGAAGUUCUUCGGACCAUGCUGCCGGUGGGCUGUGUGCGCAUCAUCCCUUACAGCAGCCAGUAUGAGGAGGCCUACCGCUGCAACUUCCUGGGGCUCAGCCCGCAGGUGCAGAUCCCCUCCCACGUGCUGUCCUCAGAAUUUGCUGUCAUAGUGGAGGUCCACACAGCCACACGCUCCAGCCUCCACCCCGUCGGGUGUGAGGAUGACCAGUCUCUCAGCAAGUAUGAGUUUGUGGUGACCAGUGGAAGCCCUGUAGCUGCAGACCGAGUGGGCCCCACUAUCCUGAACAAGAUGGAAGCUGCUUUGACCAACCAGAAUCUGUCUGUGGAUGUGGUCGACCAGUGCCUCGUCUGCCUCAAGGAAGAGUGGAUGAACAAAGUGAAGGUCCUUUUUAAAUUCACCAAGGUGGACAGUCGACCCAAAGAGGACACACAGAAGCUCCUGAGUAUCCUCGGAGCAUCUGAGGAGGACAAUGUCAAGCUGCUCAAGUUCUGGAUGACAGGUCUGAGCAAAACCUACAAGUCACACCUCAUGUCCACAGUCCGAAGCCCCUCAGCCUCAGAGCCUCGUAAUUGACCCCACCGUGGGAGUCUGUGUCUGUGUGCACCUUCUGGGAAGUGGUGAUGAUGAGCUCAGAGACUGGCCUCUGAUGGCAGUGAUAGGCUGUCCUUCUGUUUCUGAAGUCCUGGUAUGGAGCUGUCUCCUAGCCAGGAAUGGAAACCGUUGGGGCUGAACUUUGCCCUCUGUGUGGGUUUGGGCCUGGUGUUCUUGGCACCAUCCCACAAGCUGUUUGAGUUGUUCCAGCCCUGAAGAGGGCGGUGGGAGACUCCCUUGCAUCUGUGCACCCCUAUCAAAGAAGACUAUAAGGAAAACUGCAUCUCAUGCUUCUCAUGAACUCAGAAUUUAUAGAGAAACGUGUCAGGCCAGUCCCAACUUUGGUGUGUUAGCCACAACAUUGUGUUCUCUCUCAAGGUUAAUGUUCUAACCUUUCUAUUCUGAAAUUCAGCAAGAGUUUUCCAGGUUUUGUAUGUGCGUGUGUAUUUUGCUACAGUUGUAAAUUUUCAGGACGUGUGGUGAUCCUGAGGCAUUUGUGGUAAUCUGGUUUUGAGUUAGGGCCCUGGGAGAGGCUUUCAUGGGUGGAGUGGAUGUUUUCCUCAUCUUUGGAUCCUUUGGAAUUCAUGUUCUGAAGCCAUGUGACUGCCGAGUCUUCUGGCCACGCUCUCCUGCAUUGCUUUGAAAUUACCCUGUAACUUGAGGCGAAGCCCUGAGCUGCUUUACACAAAAAUGGUACUUUGCUGAAACGUCAGAUGGAGCCGUCUGACUUGCGUGACUCCCCGCGUGUGGAGUUGAGUGUAAUUCCGUAUCACCUUACCCUCUGUUGCUUCUUUAGACAUUUACAUUCAGCUAAAGUCAAUUUCUAGAGUGUGGGGCUUUAAGACAGUUUCAUCAUCCCAGUGUACAUUUUUAAGAAGAAUUCAUGGUUUGGAGGGGUUUUCCAGUAGUUUUGCUUAUUUGUGUGUGGUUUUCUGUGUUUGUUUAAUUUAUAUUUAACAUAAAGACUAAGUUUAUAUGACUAGGUAUGUGUACAAUGCAAGAAUACUGAAACAAAAUAAAGCUAUAUUUUUAUAAA